Messenger RNA from Symphalangus syndactylus (siamang), 1512 nucleotides. It is a transcript of the gene NME7, whose product is annotated as NME/NM23 family member 7. Gene Ontology annotation, molecular function: ATP binding; nucleoside diphosphate kinase activity. The record is from RefSeq and is a predicted model, not a curated record. Gene Ontology annotation, biological process: UTP biosynthetic process; CTP biosynthetic process; GTP biosynthetic process. NCBI's taxonomy places the organism in Eukaryota, Metazoa, Chordata, Mammalia, Primates, Hylobatidae. Gene Ontology annotation, cellular component: axonemal microtubule; centrosome.
UGGCGUCCCACGCACCAUGCGACAGUGGGCGGGGCUCUGUUGCCUGAGUAACCGGAUGAUGGUGGUGGUGGUGGUGUCUUCCUGUCUCAACGAUACCUAUUUUCUAGUGCUGAGAUCCUGAGACAAUGAAUCAUAGUGAAAGAUUCGUUUUCAUUGCAGAGUGGUAUGAUCCAAAUGCUUCACUUCUUCGACGUUAUGAGCUUUUAUUUUACCCAGGGGAUGGAUCUGUUGAAAUGCAUGAUGUAAAGAAUCAUCGCACCUUUUUAAAGCGGACCAAAUAUGAUAACCUGCACUUGGAAGAUUUAUUUAUAGGCAACAAAGUGAAUGUCUUUUCUCGACAAUUGGUGUUAAUUGACUAUGGGGAUCAAUAUACAGCUCGCCAGCUGGGCAGUAGGAAAGAAAAAACGCUAGCCCUAAUUAAACCAGAUGCAAUAUCAAAGGCUGGAGAGAUAAUUGAAAUAAUAAACAAAGCUGGAUUUACUAUAACCAAACUCAAAAUGAUGAUGCUUUCAAGGAAAGAAGCAUUGGAUUUUCAUGUAGAUCACCAGUCAAGACCGUUUUUCAAUGAGCUGAUCCAGUUUAUUACAACUGGUCCUAUUAUUGCCAUGGAGAUUUUAAGAGAUGAUGCUAUAUGUGAAUGGAAAAGACUGCUGGGACCUGCAAACUCUGGAGUGGCACGCACAGAUGCUUCUGAAAGCAUUAGAGCCCUCUUUGGAACAGAUGGCAUAAGAAAUGCAGCGCAUGGCCCUGAUUCUUUUGCUUCUGCGGCCAGAGAAAUGGAGUUGUUUUUUCCUUCAAGUGGAGGUUGUGGGCCGGCAAACACUGCUAAAUUUACCAAUUGUACCUGUUGCAUUGUUAAACCUCAUGCUGUCAGUGAAGGACUGUUGGGGAAGAUCCUGAUGGCUAUCCGAGAUGCAGGUUUUGAAAUCUCAGCUAUGCAGAUGUUCAAUAUGGAUCGGGUUAAUGUUGAAGAAUUCUAUGAAGUUUAUAAAGGAGUAGUGACCGAAUAUCAUGACAUGGUGACAGAAAUGUAUUCUGGCCCUUGUGUAGCAAUGGAGAUUCAACAGAAUAAUGCUACAAAGACAUUUCGAGAAUUUUGUGGACCUGCUGAUCCUGAAAUUGCCCGGCAUUUACGCCCUGAAACUCUAAGAGCAAUCUUUGGUAAAACUAAGAUCCAGAAUGCUGUUCACUGUACUGAUCUGCCAGAGGAUGGCCUAUUAGAGGUUCAAUACUUCUUCAAGAUCUUGGAUAAUUAGUGGUGUGGAAAGUAAAGAAGUCACAGGUUGGGACAUUUAGACAAGAGUGAAUCACACACAUGAGGAAUGUGUUCAUUCUUUUAUUGUCCAUUGUUUUAACCUGACUGAAUACAAGAUCAACAAGAGCACUGUACUCCUGGCAAUUAUUACAUAUGUUAGAACAUGGAUUUUGCACUGUAGACAACAUUUAACACCAGUCUAUGGGGUACUGCAUUGCUUUUUAUAAAGUUCAAAAUAAAGAUUUAUUUUCAAACAA